Lycium barbarum (goji berry) is the source of this 1115-nucleotide messenger RNA. Its product is annotated as elongation of fatty acids protein 3-like. The record is from RefSeq and is a predicted model, not a curated record. NCBI's taxonomy places the organism in Eukaryota, Viridiplantae, Streptophyta, Magnoliopsida, Solanales, Solanaceae. Gene Ontology annotation, cellular component: endoplasmic reticulum membrane. The transcript has a single exon. Gene Ontology annotation, biological process: very long-chain fatty acid biosynthetic process; sphingolipid biosynthetic process; fatty acid elongation, saturated fatty acid. The coding region runs from base 251 to 1078 and encodes 275 amino acids. Gene Ontology annotation, molecular function: fatty acid elongase activity.
CUCUUUCCCAUUUUAAAUGCCUUAUUUCUUUGUAAAAAGAGAGUUAACGAUCAAACAUCGCAAGCUUAGAACAACAAGAUACAAAUGACAUUUUGGAUACAUAUUUAAUUUAGAGCCAUAAGAUUCAAAAGCCUCUUAUUUUUAAAACUCCGUGAGUUGAAGUGGGACGAAGGGAGUAGUAUCAAUAUCAAUUCAACCAUCGAAACAGAUAAGGUAACCUCAGUGUCACAGCUCCAUCACUUCCAUUGUAAUGGAAGCUCUCUACUCCACCAUUGACUACUAUCUCGUCAAUCAUCCAAUCAUCACCAAUUUCCAAUGGAACCAAAACUCCACAUUUGGUUCAUCACCACUUUUCCUAACUCUCACAGUCCUAACUUACCUCACUCUCACUUUCACUUUCCACAAUUACCCUCUCCUACCCACCCUCUCCCCCACACUCCUCCGCUUCAUCUCAGCCGUCCACAACCUCUUCCUCUUCCUUCUCUCCCUCAUCAUGGCCGUUGGUUGCUCCCUCUCAUCCUUCCACCAAAUGCCACGUCAUGAUUUCACUUGGAUCAUCUGCUUCCCAGCCAGUCACACUCCUCCACGCGGACCUGUCUUCUUCUGGGCUUACAUCUUCUAUUUUUCCAAGAUUCUUGAAUUUUUAGACACCCUUUUGAUUAUUCUAAGUGGGUCGAAAUCUAGACGGCUGUCAUUCCUCCACGUGUACCAUCAUGCAGUGGUGGUGGUUAUGUGUUAUUUGUGGCUUUCUUCCUCACAGACACUGUUUCCAGUGGCGCUUGUUACCAAUGCUUCUGUUCAUGUGCUAAUGUACGCUUAUUAUUUUUUGUGUACGUUGGGAUUUCGUCCAUGGUGGAAGAGAUUGGUUACCAACUGUCAGAUUAUACAGUUUGUGUUCAGUUUCUUGAUUUCGGGUUUGAUGUUGUACUAUCACUUUACCGGGUCGGGUUGCUCCGGGAUCCGUGGAUGGUGCUUCAAUGCAGUUUUUAAUGCUUCCCUUUUGGCACUCUUUCUUGAUUUUCAUUCCAAGAAUUAUGCAAAGAAGAGGAAAGAUGUUAACAAGAAUAAGCUGUCAUGAUUCAAUUUUGGAAAUAAUUUUUAUCUUAGCUUUGACC